Molecule: messenger RNA, 219 nt
Organism: Knipowitschia caucasica
Lineage: Eukaryota; Metazoa; Chordata; Actinopteri; Gobiiformes; Gobiidae
Source: the annotation of a GenBank genome assembly
AUGCAGAGGCGCACAUCGCCGCCUCUCAGCACUGCGGUAUCUCUUGCGCUGUGCCGCACCAACGAGCGCGCGCUCUCGCGGCUCAACGUGCCAACGCUGGACCUGAACCACCUGUGCCAAGGAAAUUCCCAGAGCUCCUCUGUGGCGAUGCUGUGCGGUGCCUCCGCGGUGGCUGACGAGGACAAAUUCCCGGGAUUUCGCAGACUCGUUCCCUGUUGA